CAGGUGGCGCUGCUGGGGGCCUUCUCACGUUGAUGCCCGGCCUGCCUCCAGCAGAGAGCAGUGCGUGGUUGGAUGUGAGCGUCACCGACCUGUCUCUACUUCCAGAUCGAAGAUGGCGGUCUCGGUGUUCCCCGGUGUGCGGCUCCUCUCCAUUGGAGACGUGAAUGGAGACAUACAGCGACAUUCAGAGCAGCAGCCCCUGCGGCUAGAAGUCAAGAGCACUCACGAUGCUGCUCUCAUCAAUCUCUCCAAUGGAGAGGAGGCGAGUGUGUUCAAGUGUUCGGUUUCCAGGGAGACGGAGUGCAGCCGCGUGGGGAAGCAGUCAUUCAUCAUCACACUGGGCUGCAACAGCGUCCUGCUGCAGUUCUCCUCACCUGCAGACUUUCAGUCCUUUUAUAACCUCCUGAAGAACAGUCGUGGGCACGUCAAUGAGCGCUCAGUCUUCAGUGACAGAACAGAGGACUCCUCUGCUGUACAGUACUUCCAGGUGAGAGGCUCCCAAGAAGUACAUACAGCAGACUGACACAUGAGAAUGAUUCGUUUUUGUCAUUUAAUGACAAACCUUAAUAAUUACCCCCAUGUUGGCGUUGUUCUUUAUUAGGAGAAAUUCUUUUUAAAAUUCUUUAAAAUACAUUUUUUUAUUUAAAAGGUGUCCCUAAUUCAGUUCCAUGAAGCAUUGGAGAUGUCUAGCUGGAACACAACUCUUGCACAGUGUACAGAUGUUCUCCUAAUUAGAACCCCAAAUGAAGAAAGAGACACUGCCACUCAAAAGUUUGGGGUCACCCGUAGGGCUGGGCGGUAUGACCAAAAAUGCAUAUCACGGUAUUUUGUAAGAUUCUGGCGGUUUCACGGUAUAUUUCACGGUAUUUUUUUAUUUCCGCGUUAAAGCAUUAAUUUAUUAAAGCCGAAAAUAAAUGGCCGGCCAGCGAGCGGUGAACAGCUGUUUGUGUGGCGUGUCUUCCGUUCCGUCACUUCCUGUUUCCUUCACCUACAUUCCCCUGGGUCCUAAGUCCCUCCAUGGAAAGAAACAGGAUUAGACCGUAGGAUUUAGUUGUGAGUAGGUGUGGUUUAGGUUUAUUUCUUUAGUUAUUUAUAUAUAUAUUAGUGCUGGGCAAGUUAACGCCUUAUUAUCGCGUUAACGCAUUCAU
Messenger RNA from Anarrhichthys ocellatus (wolf-eel), 1148 nucleotides. RefSeq names its product histone-arginine methyltransferase CARM1-like. NCBI's taxonomy places the organism in Eukaryota, Metazoa, Chordata, Actinopteri, Perciformes, Anarhichadidae. The record is from RefSeq and is a predicted model, not a curated record. The transcript has 3 exons. The coding region runs from base 113 to 523 and encodes 136 amino acids.